Molecule: messenger RNA, 1555 nt
Organism: Trichoderma atroviride IMI 206040
Lineage: Eukaryota; Fungi; Ascomycota; Sordariomycetes; Hypocreales; Hypocreaceae
Source: RefSeq, a predicted model, not a curated record
GGCAUCUUCAGAGUCAACCUCUUCAAUGGCGAUUUUAAUGGGCCGCGUGGGCCAGCACAAGCCAAGAAAGCUCAGCAACGAUUUCAAGAGCCAGAUUAGCAAGCCAAUUCUCCAACCACAGCAGGCCCCUAUUCUUUCCGUUUCUGACGAGAAGGGCGAUCCUUUUGACGAUUCAGCCGCCGAGCUUCGACCUCAAGAAGGGCUUGCAGGAGCAGAUGAUGGCACUCGAAGAAGUUCGGGCUGGAAUAAAUACUGGUCAGGAGGAAGUGCGCUGAACAUUCUCGGAUAUGGAGCGUCACAGCCACCUGCACAAGCACAAGCACCCGCACCCGCCGCACCCGCACAAGUAUCCGCACAAAGAGCCACGGUAGUAUCGGACCGAAGCUCUCACUACUCACAGUCUCACUACUCACAAGCACCUACCACACGUAAUGCCAGAGCAACGCAGGAUUCAGCCACGGUUCCGCCUCUCAACUUUGAAGCCCCUCCUGGGAUGAACAGAGUCAAUACGGGAAGCCCUGUGGUUUCAUCCUACCCGGAUAUCCCUUGGAAAGAGGGCAUGGCGGGAAAGAUUGAGCGGCCUGUCUCAGCAGUCUCGGCACUUUCAGCAACGUCGUCGGGCUAUUCAAGCGGCAUUCCUGAGAGUAUCCAAGAGUCGUGGGAUCCCACGCAUGCCGGAAAGUCCUGGGGUGCCAACCGGGCUCCGAGCAGUGCAUAUGCUCCCAGCAUAGUAUCCAGCGCCCAGCCCCAAGGACUGGGCGUAAGCAAGCAGCCUAAGCUUGCCACGGCGUCGACAUCGAAUGACAUGAGCUGGCUCAACCUUGGUGAGAAUUCACGGGUGUGAGUCAAACGACAUGAUCAUGGAGCAAAGUCUUUUGAGCGAAAUUAAUUUUUUUUUGAUGAAUUGGUCGGCUUAUAUCCUCGAAUCUAUUUUGGGCGCGGUAUUCUCAGCGGCAUGCCGCUUUAAUUUUCUCUCACUCUCACUAUCUCAAUUUUUGUUUUAUAUUCCUCGCGGCCCGGAGCAGAGCAAACUCGCGUGUUCGUAAUAGACAUUGUACUGCCGGAAGCGCUGGUUCCUUUGAAGGAAUCACUACGCAUCGCAAUCUCGACCUGAGCUAGCCUGGACGCCUAGAUACGUGUUCGUUAUCUUGGCCUCACAGCAUAGCUUGGCGUCGAUAUCUCUGUUUGGACAUAUUGGACUCAUACUCUUGUUUUCUUUUCAUUUUCUUUUUCAUUUUCUUUUCUGUACAUUCUAGAAGCAAAGGCCCGGGCUUGGCCGUUUUCCUUGCGUGUCUUGCGAUUGAUGUUACCACCUCCCUAUAAGUAAUUCGCUGGAUGGAAGUUGGAGCAAGUAGAUGUUAGAUGUUGGUGCGGAUGGGGUAGAUGGGGUAGAUGUGGAUAGAGUUGAUGAUGGGGGUAGGAGGUGGAUGGAAAGAAGGGGGGAUUUUGAUAGAGCUAGGAGCAUGGGUAUGGAUGUUGAGCUGUAGGUAGCUGUCGAGAGGUGAAGGAAGAGGAUGAGUAGGAGAAAAUAUGACAAUCUGUGUGUUGUUCUUAA